AUGUCAAAGCAGACUCAGAAAUUCAGCUGCACUAGUGCUUCUCAAAAAAUUAAAAUUUCCAGCAAACAAAUCCAACCUAACAAAUACCGUGCUAGCAAGCACCUCAAUACGGCGGACGGCGAAGGGCACAAAAGUGGCGGCGCAAACUUACCCGACAACGCCCGCCUCCUAUUGGAAAAUUUCAAAUCUCUCUACGAAGAGGAUUUUCACCGCGAGAAGGCGACAAUCAAGGAACAACACGCCCAAUCGAUUUUAUUAAACAGACCGGAGGGGGGAAAUACCCUGGCUCCGCCGCCGAAGAACUUCUCCGGCGAAAAUUCAGAGGCGGAGAAGGGAAAAGAGGAGAUCGAGGCGGACGAUUUCAUCGCAAUCCUGAAGUAUUCGCCGAGUCCGUACAGGGAAUUCCGGCGGUCGAUGGCGGAGAUGGUGGAGGUGCGCCUGGGCCGCGGCGGGAAAGUCGAUUGGGAUUUUCUGGAGGAGCUUUUGUUUCGUUAUUUGGAUCUGAACAACGAGAAGGCUCACAGGAACGUGCUGCGCGCUUUUGUGGAUUUGGUCGUCGUCUUGCACGAGAACGAUUGGAGAUCGCCGGAGCGGCAUCGUCGGCCGUGGGACGGGGUCGGAGGUGGUGGUGGGAGGUUGCUGAAAGGGGAGAUGUAG
Striga asiatica is the source of this 657-nucleotide messenger RNA. The record is from the annotation of a GenBank genome assembly. NCBI's taxonomy places the organism in Eukaryota, Viridiplantae, Streptophyta, Magnoliopsida, Lamiales, Orobanchaceae.